Messenger RNA from Caretta caretta (loggerhead turtle), 979 nucleotides. The record is from RefSeq and is a predicted model, not a curated record. Lineage: Eukaryota; Metazoa; Chordata; Testudines; Cheloniidae.
CCCCGGCAUGGCGCCGCCUCCCGCCGCUCGCGGCUGGCCCCGCGCGCUCCUGGGCCGCCUGCUGCCCCCCCGGCCCCUCGGCCGCCGCGGCGCCGCCGCCGGCGGGGGGGGCCCGGCGCGGCCCGCGGGGCUGUACGAGCUGCUGGGCGUGCCGGCCAGCGCCACGCAGGCGCAGAUCAAGGCGGCCUACUACGAGCAGAGCUUCCGCUGCCACCCGGACCGCAACGCGGGCAGCGAGGAGGCGGCCGCGCGCUUCACCGCCCUGCACCAGGCCUACGCCGUGCUGGGCAGCGCGGCCCUGCGCCGCCGGUACGACCGGGGCCUGCUGAGCCGCGAGGAGCUGAGCUCGGCCGCGCGGCCCGCGCCCGCCGCGCGCCCGGCGCCCGGCUCGCGCAGCGCGGCCCCGCGGCGCGCCCCCGCGGCGCCCGUCUUCGACUUCGACGCCUUCUACCGCGCCCACUACGGCGAGCAGCUGGAGCGGCAGCGGGCCCUGCGCCGGCGGCGGCGGCGGCAGGAGGCGGCGGCGGCCAAGGGGUGGCGCGGGGACCGGCUGCCGGAGCUCUCGCUCGCCCUGCUCCUGCUCUGCGGCCUGGCGCUGCUGGGCCGCACGAAGUGAAGCGCGGGGCGCCCGGACCGGGCCCAGGGUUCGCUCGUGGCGCUGGACAGGCCGCGGGGCGAGGGCGGCUGCGGAGAGCUCCGGGGCCGGGUCCCGAGCGGGCCUUGUGCUGUGUCAGGACGCCCUAGGGAGCCGAACUGCCAUUAAAGUAGCUUCACAAAUCGGUUUGAGAUCCCCAUUCCUUCGGUGCGGGUAACGCCCCUUCCCGCUCAGGAGUCGCCGCUGACAUUUGCCUGCCCAGAGCAGCGUUCAGGGAUCUGCCGUUCACCUGCCAGCGCUGGAGAUGUUUCUGCCAUUCACCGCAGGAGAGAGGAUGCAGCUUUCUGCUGGGGUUUAGGUGUUAAUAAAUUUAUCUUCCCUGAA